Amphiprion ocellaris (clown anemonefish) is the source of this 3262-nucleotide messenger RNA. RefSeq names its product Bardet-Biedl syndrome 9 (gene bbs9). The coding region runs from base 143 to 3145 and encodes 1000 amino acids. Gene Ontology annotation, cellular component: membrane; BBSome. Gene Ontology annotation, biological process: cilium assembly. NCBI's taxonomy places the organism in Eukaryota, Metazoa, Chordata, Actinopteri, Pomacentridae. The transcript has 23 exons. The record is from RefSeq and is a predicted model, not a curated record.
CCCGGCUUCACCGUUGAGCGUCAGUGCCAUGACAACAGGACGAUGGCUGCAAGCAAGCGGGUGACAAAUGUGAUGUUUGCGUGACCGAGGAGAACCGAACCUUCGACUUUUACGGACUGGCUUGUUUUUGUAGAGAGGCAGCAUGUCUCUGUUCAAGGCCCGUGAUUGGUGGUCAGCAGCGCUUGGUGAAGGGGAGGAGUUUGAUCAGGGAUGUCUCUGUGUUGGGGACGUGGACAACAGUGGCACUGGACAUGAUAAGAUAGUGGUGGGCAGCUACAUGGGGAUGCUGCGAAUCUUCUCCCCACAUGCCAAUAAGUCCAGCGAAACGGGUAUAGCUGAUGCUCAGCUCCUAGAAGUCCAGCUUCAAAAUGCAAUCAUCCAGGUUGAAGUGGGAAAGUUUGUCUCGUGUUCAGAACUUCUUCACUUGGCUGUUCUUCAUCCCAGGAAACUGUCAGUCUACUCUGUUUCAGGAACUGCAGGGAACGUGGAGCACGGUGACCAAUACCAGAUGAAGUUGGUUUAUGAGCAUAACCUCCAAAGAACGGCCUGCAAUAUGACGUAUGGCACUUUUGGAGGAGUCACAGGUCACCAUUCCCUGUGUAUCCAAUCUAUGGAUGGCAUGCUGAUGUUCUUUGAACAGGACAGCUACUCCUUUGGCAGGUUCCUCCCUGGUUUUCUGCUGCCGGGGCCACUGGCCUACAACUCCAGAACAGACAGCUUCCUCACCGUGUCCUCUGCACGCCAGCUCGAAAGCUACAAGUAUGAGACUCUGGCCGUGGCUACAGAGGCAGAGAGUCGACAGGAUCCCGACUUACCGCUCAAGACUGGAGGCAAGAGGCUGAUGCCUGACUGGACGUUUGUCCUGGGAGAACAGGCCCUGGACCUCUGUGUACCUUCCUUCUCCCACUCUUCCUCGUCCAUCUUCAUACUGGGUGAGAGGAACCUCUACUGUCUCCGGGACAAUGGACAGAUUCGCUUCAUGAAGAAACUGGAGUUCAACCCCAGCUGCUUCCUGCCAUAUGCCUCAGUGACAGAUGGCACCACAAACCUGUUGCUAGGUAACCACACCAACAUGCUGCUGGUUUACCAGGAUGUGACUUUGAAGUGGGCAGCCCAGCUCUCCUUUGUGCCUGUGGCUGUUCGUGUUGCCAACUUCCCGGAGCUGAAGGGAGCCGUGGUCACUCUGACUGCAGAUGGUCAUCUCCUCUGCUCAUACAUGGGCACAGAUCCGUCAUUCUUUUCAACUCCAAAGGUGGAUGCAAGGGAGGCCGACUAUGAGCAGGUGGAUGCUGAGAUGAAGAAACUGCAGAAGUUCAUCAGAGAGGCCACCAGGACUCAGGACAUCCUGCCCAAAACUGACGCUGAGGAGGACCUGUCUGUUGCAACUACUGUGUCCUCCAGCAUAGACAGUCCAUCGCAAGCCCUGAUCCAAGAUAUCGACGGUCUGCCUGUCCCUUCAGUGACCAUACAGGUGACAGUGAAGGCCAGUUGUGUUGUCCAGUCCUCUAAGUUGACCAUCGGAGUCCAGCCUCCUCUCGCCGUCACUCAGGACCAGUUCGUCCUGGAGCCCAUGGGUGUCGGCUCAUCCACAGUUGUAGCGUUUUCGGCAUUCCUCAAUGGCCGAUACCCUCCUGCUGACCUGACCGGUGACAUCACUGUGUCCUACAGCUCACCGACAGAGCUUAAUCCCAAAGGCGUUCCCAGGGUUCUCCAGUCCAGGUUCAGUCUUCCUCUGGCGUUGGUGUGUGUACCUUCCUCUCCAGCCAAAACCACCAACUUUAAGAUCACCGUGGACACCAACCAGCCACCAGUUGACCUCAGCUCCAUCUUCCGAGAGUUUUCAGCAAAAUCAGAAGAUAAGGAUGGGAAUAGUUUGGCUUUCCAGUUUCUGUCGGGAGCCAAGGUUACUGUGUUGGCCUCCAAGACCUCCCAGCGUUACCGUAUUCAGAGUGACAGUUUUGAGGACAUGUGGUUGGUGGUGAAGGAGCUGGUUCAGAGGUUUGACCAACACUUUUCUAAAAUGGGAGUCAAGGACUUCAAGAAAAGCUUCAGUGGACCGCUGCCACUGCAGGAGUACUUUCUGUCUGUGGAUCAUCACUUCCAGCUGCGUGUCAGUGCCCAGCAAUAUCAGGACCUGCUGUCAGAGCGAGCAGUCCAGUUCAGAGCCAUCCAACGCCGCCUGCUGACGCGAUUCAAAGACAAAACCCCGGCACCCCUGCAGAACCUGGACACACUCCUGGAUGCCACUUACAGCCAGGUGAUGGCGCUGGCCGAGGCUGCAGAGGAGAACCGGGCACUGCUGGAGGAGGCGUUUGUCCGUCUGCGGAGCGCCACUCACCUGCUUGUGCUGCUGCUGUCGCUGUGGCAGGGCCUGACCCCCGAUCAGACCGCCAUCCUGGAGGCCACGCUGCUGCCGCUGCUGCAAGACACGCCACAGCUGGGCUGGGAGGAGAGCUGCGACGCCGCCGUCUCACACCUCCUACGAAGUUGCUUGUCACGGAGCCCCAAGGACCAGGCCACAUCUCUGGCUCAGACGGGAGGCCCAGUGCUGGGUCUUCCUCGUGACACUGCCCGCCUCAAGAAGCACAUCACCUUGCUUUGCGAUCGCAUCAGCAAAGGAGGCCGACUCACCCUGGCCUCUGAGGCUAAUGUCCAGGUCCCUGCCCAGGUCCAGAAUCUUGCUGCUCCCGGGGGUGUUGAGCCUAUUGCAGAGGUGACUGGUGAUGGGGAGGACAUGGAAUUUCAACAGGAGGUGAUCAAAUACAUCAAGAAGAAACAGCCGUCUAAGAAAGUCAAGAAGGAAAAGAAAGAGUCGUCCAGGGAGCCCUCAGAAGCGACUGUAAAAGAAGAAGGAGGUGGUGAGGAGCCCGUCAAGGAGGCGAAAAAGGAGAAGAAGGAGUCUUCCAAGGAGAAAAAGGAGUCAAAGAAGGACUCAAGCAAAGAGGCCAAAGAGCCCAAAGAGGAGGCAAAGAAGGAGUCCAAGAAGGAAUCCUCUUCCUCCAAGGAGAAGAAGGAGAAAAAGGAGAAGGACAAAGAGAAGGAAGGGAAGGAGGCCAGCAAGGAGUCAGGGGACAAGAAAGUGUCGAGAAAGUCGUCUGUAAAAGUGAAAGAGAAGAAGAAGGAGCCAGAAGCUGCAGAGGGCUAACAGGAGCAGUGCAAUAAGCUCAUGUGAUAUGCAUACAGACACAUAGAUAAACAAAACAAGAUACAUGUCCAAACAUCACAUACAUAUGCACAUCCAGGGACUCAAACAUAUAAAUAC